CAAAAAGAUGAGAGUAGCAAGAUAACACAAACAAACCCAAUUUGAUGUAAACAAACACAAACCACUUCAAUUACCAUAAAAUUCAACUCUUAUCGUCGGUGUCUGUCACAGUAUUCAUCUCUCUUCUUUGUCUCACUGUACUGAUAAACAAGCUCUUCAAUUUCAACGUCGCAUGCCCACCAAAGAAAACCCAAUUUUUUCUCCAAAGUUCGAAUCUUUUCACCCAAUAUAUCCAAAUCCACGAAACCCCAUUUCCUGCAGAUCUCGGUAACACCUCGUGAUCUGGAAUCUUGAAUUUUGUAUACUUCUGUUUUCCCCGGAACACUGCUUUCCGGGAAGGAACAUGCGGCGGAGAGCGGCGGAUUUUCGGAGGCCGGUGCGGAGGAGGGUUCCGGAUGUGUUCUGGUGGGCAUUGUGCUGCUCAGUGGUUCUUCUGUUCAUCUAUAUUCUGAGUAAAGGGAAUCAGAUUGAGUCCAGACAGGUUUUGUCCAAGAGAAAUUACAAGCAUGAUAGGAUCAUGGAAGGCCUUAAUAUUACUGACGAGAUGUUAAGUUCGAACUCAGUUACCAGACAACUUAGUGAUCAGAUAUCCCUAGCAAAAGCUUUUGUUGUCAUUGCGAAAGAAAGUAACAAUCUCCAAUUUGCUUGGGAACUAAGUGCCCAAAUCCGCAAUUCACAGAUUCUCCUUUCAAAUGCCGCCACUAGGCGUGCUCCUUUAACAACCAGGGAAUCAGAAAGCGCUAUCCAUGAUAUGGCAUUAUUGUUAUACCAGGCCCAGCAGCUCCAUUAUGACAGUGCAACCAUGAUCAUGAGAUUCAAAGCAAAAAUUCAAACUCUUGAAGAACAGAUGAAUUCUGUAAAUGAAAAGAGUUCAAAAUAUGGACAAAUAGCUGCUGAAGAAGUCCCAAAAAGCCUAUACUGUCUUGGUGUCCGGUUGACAACAGAGCGGUUCAAAAACCUUAAUUUGCAAAAGAAAUUGAAGGACAGAAGGCACGCUGAGAUGAAGCUUAAGGAUAACAAUCUUUACCACUUUUGUGUGUUCUCCGAUAACAUUCUUGCAACAUCAGUUGUGGUCAAUUCAACUGCAAUCAAUUCUAAAAAUCCAAAUAUGAUUGUUUUCCACCUUGUCACUGAUGAAAUAAAUUAUGCUGCGAUGAAGGCAUGGUUUACCAUUAAUGAUUUUGGUGGGGUGACUGUGGAAGUUCAGAAGUUUGAAGACUUCAGUUGGUUAAAUGCUUCAUAUGUUCCUGUGCUUAAGCAACUUCAAGACUCAGAAAUUCAGAGCUACUAUUUUUCUGGCAACAGUGAUGAUGGCAAGACACCUAUCAAAUUCCGUAACCCGAAAUACCUUUCCAUGCUUAACCACCUGAGGUUCUAUAUCCCUGAAGUUUUUCCUGCACUGAAGAAGGUGGUGUUCCUGGAUGAUGAUGUCGUGGUUCAAAAGGAUCUUUCUGGUCUUUUUUCCAUUGAUUUGAACGGGAAUGUCAACGGAGCUGUUGAGACAUGCAUGGAGACAUUUCAUAGAUACCAUAAGUACUUGAACUAUUCUCAUCCACUUAUACGUGCACAUUUUGAUCCUGAUGCUUGUGGAUGGGCAUUUGGGAUGAAUGUAUUUGAUUUGGUUCAAUGGAGGAAAAAGAAUGUAACUGGCAUCUACCACUACUGGCAGGAAAAGAAUGUAGACCGGACUUUGUGGAAACUCGGUACCUUGCCACCUGGACUGUUGACAUUUUAUGGACUAACUGAGCCUUUGGACCCAUCAUGGCAUGUAUUAGGUUUUGGCUACACAAAUGUUGAUCCUCAGUUGAUAGAGAGAGGUGCUGUACUGCACUUCAAUGGGAACUCCAAACCAUGGUUGAAGAUUGGGAUUGAAAAAUACAAGCCCUUGUGGGAAAAAUUUGUUGACUACUCCCAUCCUUUAUUGCAACAAUGCAACUUCCAUUGAUUUUGUAUUGAUAUUUAUUUGGAACAUCAAACCUUGGUGGGAGCUUCGGAUUCAGAAGCAGUAGUUCCAUUUGGUGGGGGCAAGGGGAAUGCAUGAUUGACUAUUCUGAUCUUCUAUUGCAAAGGUGGAACUUCUAUUGGCUUGUGGAACUGGGAGGCUUGGUGAUCCUUAAAAGGAUAAGCAGAUUGAGGUCUUAAUUUUGCAGUCAGAAAUGCUUUGUACAAUGUUAAAGGUCAAGCAUGUAUGGUAGCUUUAAAUUGAUGUCUUCAUUGAUUCAGGAUCUUCUGUUGUAGCAUAUAGAUGUUUAUUUGUCAAGUAAUAGAGGGUAUCAGUUUGUAGCUUUUUCUUGUAAGUGUUAAAAUUUAAGUCAAGGUUGAGAUCAACUGUAAACUUUUUAUUCUUGUUGCCUUUCUUGCAAAAGAAACUACUUUAUCAUUUUA
Molecule: messenger RNA, 2385 nt
Organism: Lotus japonicus
Lineage: Eukaryota; Viridiplantae; Streptophyta; Magnoliopsida; Fabales; Fabaceae
Product: probable galacturonosyltransferase 10
Exons: 2
Coding region: 344-1945 (533 amino acids)
Molecular function (GO): polygalacturonate 4-alpha-galacturonosyltransferase activity
Source: RefSeq, a predicted model, not a curated record